CUGAUUGGUCAGUCGCACCUCCAGCUCUCAGCUCUUAUUUGAUGCGUACUGCUGCGGAUCUAACUCUCACUCUCUCUCUCUCUUCUUUUACUGGCUUACUUUCAGGUGAAAACACUCACCAGCUUUCACCCUCCUUUUCUCUACACGUCUGCUGCUCUUUUUUGAGCAUCACCAGCCAGCCAGCAGCCACGAUGACAGAGGCGGAGGCGUUGUUGGAGAAGAAGCAGCAGCUGCAGCGCAAUAAGUCGAGCAAUGGACAUGUUCUUGCAGAGACAUCCAGAAUAGAAGAUGUGUUUGAUCACACAUACAAAGAGAAAGAAGGCCCCAAACCUCCCUCAAUCAUCGUCUGGAAAAAUGUCUUCAUGAUGACUCUAUUGCAUAUAGGUGCUCUGUACAGCGUGUUCCUCAUCCCUUCAGCAUCUCCUUUGACCUUGCUCUGGUCUGUACUUUGUUUUUUGAUAAGUGCUUUAGGAGUAACUGCAGGAGCUCAUCGCCUGUGGAGUCACAGAUCCUACAAGGCCUCAUUACCUCUAAAGAUCUUUCUCGGCUUUGCUAACUCCAUGGCGUUUCAGAAUGAUAUCUUUGAGUGGGCUCGAGACCACAGGGUUCACCACAAAUAUUCCGAGACAGACGCUGACCCUCACAACGCCGUGCGGGGCUUCUUCUUCGCUCACAUCGGCUGGCUGAUGCUGCGCAAACACCCCGACGUCCUCGAGAAAGGACGCAAGCUGGAACUAAAGGACCUGAUGGCCGACAAAGUUGUGAUGUUUCAAAGGAAGUAUUACAAGCCGUCUGUGCUGCUCAUGUGCUUCUUCGUCCCCAUGUUUGUGCCUUGGUACCUGUGGGGGGAGUCUCUGUGGGUGGCCUACUUCGUCCCGGCCCUGCUGAGGUACACCCUGGUGCUGAAUGCCACCUGGCUGGUCAACAGCGCGGCCCACAUGUGGGGGAACAGGCCCUACGACAAGAACAUCAACCCCAGGGAGAACAAGUUUGUCACGUUCAGCGCUAUAGGUGAGGGAUUCCACAACUAUCACCACACGUUCCCCUUUGACUAUGCAACCAGCGAGUUUGGCUGCAAGUUGAACAUUACCACUUGUUUCAUCGACGUCAUGUGCUACUUUGGCCUGGCCACGGACCGCAAGAGGGUGUCCCACGAGCUGGUCCAGGCCCGAUUACAGCGCACCGGAGACGGGAGCCACCGGAGUGGCUAAGAUCGACGAACCACGGUCAGCUUCGAAGGCAAAACAACCGUAAAGAAAGAAGCUUCACAGUCCUUUGACAGCUAUACAUUUCUCAUCCACUGAGGAUAAAAAGUCAUCUCCAUGAGGGCCUCGACCACAUUUCGCUUGUUUUUGUGGUUUUUUGUAGCUGUAACUAAACAAAUUGUUCAAGACGGAUUAAAAAACAAACACAUUUUGCUAAGAUCUUGGCCUCGGGUUCUAUUGUUCAAUCAGGCCAAGGCCUUGCAAAGAUGUUUUAGAUCUGAAGUAGAUACAUUUUUAAAAAAGUCAACUUCAUCCUCCGCUGUUUUUGCCACUUUGGUGUGCAUUCUUCAUGCAAGGUCAGUCAUGUAGCCGAUCAUUUUUAUGUAAGUAUUACUCAAUUAUUAAUCAAAAUAGACAAGAAAUGGAGCACUGAACAUACAGAGUUAUAAUAUUUCAAAUGAUAAGUUACUGAUACUGGAGACUGUUGUCUUUAUUGCAGUUUACAGCUAGUUUUUACCGUUCUGAUCUACAGUCAAUUCACUUUUUGAGCGCUUUAAGAUCUGGAAAAAAAGGGAUGAGAGUUUGAAUCAUGUUUUGUAAAAAAAAAAAAAGAAGUUGUUUGGCUUUAAUGAAAUAAGGCAAAUGAUGGAAGAGCGAGGGAACCCAAACCGUCUUCUUAUAACUACUGACAACAGAGUGUGUUGCAGUGUGGUUUUCUAGUGCAGAAAACCAAAUAUGUAGAAAAGUCAAAGAUUAGGUAGAGUUUUUGCAAGACAAUGUAAGAGACGCAUUUAUCAUGAAAUUAAAACUGCCGUUUAAUAUUAACAGUAAAAGAUAAAUGUAAUUUUAACUUUUAUUUUGUGUUUUUACUGAAUAUAUGAUAGUGCCAAGAGCGUGCCAAUCGUCAACACAUUUCUAACCAUCUUAACGGUCCACUAGAGCACACUUGAGUCGAUAUUGCUUCUUCACUCGACAUCAUUGUGGAAGUUUUUUAACCUUCGUGGCAUCAGUGGCUUCGCUUCCUCUUUUAUCCCUCUUUUGUCCAGAAACAUCCGGCAGCAGAGAUCUGAUUUGGUCGACGAAGCAGCAGCCAUGUCAUGUGACAGUUCUAGUGUUACAAAACAAACAUGCCACCCAUGCAUGAUGAUGUACUGUGGUAGGUGUUGUAGUGAGGUGUUUUAUCGGUGACUCUUUAACGGCAGAGCUGUGUCUAUUUUUGUAAACGUACUUAUGGAUGCUGCUGGAUCAUUAGAUCUGUUGCCGUGGUGAUUUCUGAGACGGGGUCUGGUUUCCCUUUUGAUGUCCCACAAAGCUGGUUGUCAUCGCUAAAUUUCAGGUGCAUCGAUGUUUGUGCUCAUCUUAAAUCCUGGUGUGCGGAAUGCUUAUCUUAUCUUAUUUAUGUAUUUAUUUAGUUUUUUUUUCCUUUAUUGACAAAAAAAAGAGCUCUAACCUGAACCAGUUUUCUGCACUCCAAAGAUUUGGCGGUAAAAUAUAUGAAAUUGGAGUUUAUUUUUUCCCCAAGAGUCAGGAUACAACCUAAUGCCUUAUGACUUGAAUCCAUUCCUGAUCUUCUCCUUCACAUCAGUGAAGACAAAAAGACUCAAAACAAAUCUGACCACGGUCCAUGUUUACAGGCUGAAGCACCAGGUGGGACAUUGUUUUUAUUCUGAAGAGACAUUUAAUUUAAAUGGUAGCACCGCAUGACAACAUCAAAUGCUGUAAAUGCGUAAGAGGUUCAUCUUUCAAAGAAGCUGAUAGAAAGUAAAACACCUGGUUCAAACAUGGACCCUGAUGUGCCAACUAGUUUCAACCCAUCACGGCAUCUAAAAGCCUCUAAAACAAGAAGGUGCUGUCAUGAUGGGAUGUUAGAGCACCGUCAUCAGAGCACUUACUCAAACCUGACAAUAUUGCAAGCCAUGCAAACAACUCCUGCUGCCCACAGCGCCAAAAUCUACAUUUUCCUAACAACGAGGAGGAUCAAAAGGUUGUCGGUCUGAAUGAUAAAACAGUCAAAUCUCAACUGUAUUCUAUUCUGAAAUAAAAAUUCACAAUAUUUUCAAUACACAGUAAUUCCAUUAA
This is a messenger RNA of Sebastes umbrosus (honeycomb rockfish), 3284 nucleotides long. It is a transcript of the gene scd, whose product is annotated as stearoyl-CoA desaturase (delta-9-desaturase). Gene Ontology annotation, cellular component: endoplasmic reticulum membrane. The coding region runs from base 42 to 1211 and encodes 389 amino acids. Lineage: Eukaryota; Metazoa; Chordata; Actinopteri; Perciformes; Sebastidae. Gene Ontology annotation, molecular function: palmitoyl-CoA 9-desaturase activity; iron ion binding; stearoyl-CoA 9-desaturase activity. The transcript is spliced from 6 exons. Gene Ontology annotation, biological process: response to fatty acid; unsaturated fatty acid biosynthetic process. The record is from RefSeq and is a predicted model, not a curated record.